Messenger RNA from Meyerozyma guilliermondii ATCC 6260, 4269 nucleotides. RefSeq lists its product as uncharacterized. Gene Ontology annotation, cellular component: nuclear pore inner ring; nuclear pore. Gene Ontology annotation, biological process: transcription-dependent tethering of RNA polymerase II gene DNA at nuclear periphery; protein import into nucleus; RNA export from nucleus. Gene Ontology annotation, molecular function: structural constituent of nuclear pore. The record is from RefSeq and is a predicted model, not a curated record. The coding region runs from base 1 to 4269 and encodes 1422 amino acids. Lineage: Eukaryota; Fungi; Ascomycota; Pichiomycetes; Serinales; Debaryomycetaceae. The transcript has a single exon.
AUGUCGAAGCUCAUCUCUCCCACAAUAAAGCUUGACGAUGCCAACUUGCGCUCGCUUCAGCUUCAACAGGGUGAAUCUUCGUCGUCGGCUCAGACGUCAAGAAGCGUGCUUUCACAACGAUUUCUUCAUCCUGUCAAUGCAGGACCUGCCAAAGAGGCCAAUUAUAAGAUCCACGUUCCAAACUUCUCGGAAAUGCCUCCUUUGAAGCUCGGUUACAAAUAUAUCACCAACCUUACCGAGAUCGACUCCAACACUCCGUCCGAUUUAUAUGCUGACGAAUAUAUCAACAAGGCGGGUUCUGGCUUGGAUAACUACUAUUUCGACCCUUUGAAUGGUCUUGGCGAGUUUUCUCGUUUCGAGAAAGAGUUACAUCUUAAUCUCCCAGACAAGUUCUUCGAGGAGCACAACUCAUCUCAGACAAGCACCAAAAUGGGCAUGUUCCCCGAAGUCGAUAGAGUGUGGAUAGCGGUCGACAACAGACUUAUACUCUGGAACUAUAGGGCCCCGCAAUCGUCCUUCAACAAACUGACUCAAUUUCUCACCAUAGAUGCAAUUAACAACACCAUAUUGACGGUGAAAAUCGUCAGACCCAAACCGGGGAUUUUCGUUGACGAUGUCAAAUACUUGCUUUUGGUAGCCACCACCAUGGACAUUCAUAUCUACAUCCUAAACUACGAUGAGAAAUUCAACAAUAUGACCAUAUUUAACCCAGGUCUUAGUGUCUCGACCCAUGGACUCAUCGUCAACCAAAUCAUCGAAAACGACAUCACUCAUGAUAUUUACUUUACUGGUGAAGGUGAUGGCGUGAAUAUCUGGAGAUUAGACUACUCUAACAAAGGUUCCUUCACGAAAAACAAGUGUGAUAAAGUAUGCAUGACAAAGUCUGGAAUUUCGAGCGUUCUUCCAAUAUCAAGGCUUCCAUUAUUCGGAUCAGAUUCAACCUCUCAAAACGUCGAAGCUGCUAACGUCCCGGAAACAAUUUGCCAGUUGGCCAUAGACUCGUCCAAAAAUAUUCUUUACUCUUUGUCAACCAGAUCUGUCAUUAGAGUAUACCAGUUACAAGCAUCCCAAGAGCAAUUCACUCAACUGAGCCAUAUAACUCCUCAAGAAAUGUUCAAAUCCAUCUCAAACAUGUUUGUGGACUCGGCAAACUUUAAAGCGUUUUCGAAAUUCAGAAUCGUUAGCAUUGUACCUAUUCUCGCACAAGAAUCCGCAAACGUACAGUUGAUUGCCGUCACUAACUACGGUUGCAGAAUCUUGCUUCGCUUGGGCAACCGCUCAGCUUUUGCAUCAUACAUUUCGAGCUUCAAUUCCGGCUCAAAAAUUAAGCUCUCGGUUGCUACAUUGAAAUUCCCUCCAUCUAAAGAAACGCCAAAGCUCGACAAUGAGCUCGAUGCGUUCACAAAGUCAAAGCAGUAUACCGCUCAGCUUAUCGAGAACCAACAAAAAUCCGAGUUAUUGAAAAACACAAAGUUCAGCAAGAUCCUUAGUCCUGGAAUCUUCUUAGCGGUGAAGAAGACAAAACGGUCCGACAAACUUUUUGUCUGUACAACCAAUUACGGUUUCUUGAAAAAAAACGGCAAGCUUGUUGAAGAUGCAGAAUACCUCAAAUAUGCAGCAGGCGAUGAAAAUAAUGCAUACCUGAAUGAGAGCACAUUGCCAACCUACAUUCAUGAUAUUGUUCAAUUGACUCCUUCAAUGAAUGCCACAAACACACCUAAUGGCUAUGCAAACAUCCCGGCUAGUCAGUAUACCAAGAAACCAAUGCAAUUUGCUGUCUUGAGCAACUAUGGAGUUACGAUUUAUCGCCAAAAGACUUCUGACCAAAUAAUAAAGAGUUUGCGUGAGGACACCAUUGAGAAUUUUAUCGAAGAAAAUGGCUUUGAGGAAACAUGUCUGACGUUGUUGUACUUGUCGUGUGCAUAUGGAGCGGCAGCAGGAUUCCAGAGUAUCAACAGCUCUUACAAGAAGAAGGCACAAGCACUUUUCUCCACUUGUGGUAACAAUGCUAGAUUGUUGGAGCAAGCAUCAUUGCCGCAACUACAGCCAUCGCUGGGCAUUCCUCAACAACGACUUUCAAAUGAAAAACCUCAACUAGACCACCCAACUGUUGAACAAGUCAUAUUGAGCGACCGCUUCUACGGAACAUGUUUGUUAGUUUCGCGUCUUUUCAGAAAUCACUGGAAUGAAAAAGUGUUUGAGCCACUUCCACAUAUCAAGAUCAACCCCGCGGGUCAGGUUGAUGCAUCCAGUAUAAAGGAUGAUAACCUUCUUGUCAAGAAUUUGAAGCUUAGUCGCAGCGAGAUAGAGUUCUGCAUUGGUUCUGUGGUGGUGAUAAUCAAUUUCUUCGCAGAGAAUGGUAAUAGCAUACAUGGUCUUAGUGCUCCGAACUACAGUUCUGAUCCUAGCAAAUUCGAAAAUGAAGUUUGUCUUCGGGCAGAGCAUAUUGCUUUCACUUCGAUUUUGAAGUCUUUGAAUUCUAUCAAAGAAUCGUUGUCUUUCUUAUUGGUCUUGAUCGAUGAAACUCAGGGCGACGCGGCGAAAUUCAGCGACAUUAUGAAGUAUCUUUCUGUCUCCAAUCAGCUCAACUUGUUGUCUUUGCUGUUGAAGGACUUGUUGCUUCCCAACACAGAAGUGAAAAAUUUGAUCAAAGACUUGUUAUCUUGUGUCAUCAACAAGAACAUUCUCAAGGGCGGUUCUAUUGACUUGAUUGCAUCAUCUUUGCAGAGCUCUUGUGGAUCUUUUUGUUCCACUGAUGAUGUCUUCAUCUUCAAGGCAAUUGAAAAUUUGACCAGAGCCAAAAAUGUUGGCUCAAGAGACAAUGACUUGAAGAACAAGUGUCUUUAUAACGCAGUGCUGUUAUUUGAACGGGCUUAUGACUCGCUUACGUUCGAAAAUAUCGAAAAUUCGGUGAACAGCAUGCUCGAUCUUGAGUUCUACACGGGUACAGUCAAACUACUUUUGAAGUUGGCACAUAAUUUGGGCAAUACCUCCCAUCAUCCUAGACUAGAGGUGGCUUCCGCCAUGGCUGUCACCAAUGAUAAUUCCAUUAAACGUGCUGAAAACGAACAAAAAAGAUUAAGAUUAUACGACUUGAUUUUCAAGGUGCUCACUAGAAUUGACUAUGAUGCAGCUCGUUGCAGAGAGGGUGGAGAUCAGUUGAGAAUCAAUGAGAUAACAUCGGUUCGUGAAGCAACUUACGAGACAUGUUUCGCUUCUCAGGACAAAUCUUUCCACUACGAAUUCUAUCAGUGGUUUAUCAACCAGAAUUUGGGAGACCGUUUGUUGGACGUUAAUUCUCCCUUCAUUUUACCAUUCUUAGAGGAAAAGUCGGAGAAUAAUCUCAGUUUGAGAAAUUUGCUCUGGUUAUAUCAUGCUAAAAGGGAAAACUACUAUGCAGCAGCCAACAUUUUAUUUUCUUUGGCGAUUUCUGAGUUCAAAUUGGAGUUGAGCCAAAGAGUUGAAUACUUGUCUCGUGCAAUUGGAUUUUGCAAUUGUGUUUGUCCGCCCAACGUGAGGCAGAAAAUGAUCCAUUUGUCAUCUGUGGUUUUAGAGCUUUUUGAUGUUGCAAACAUCCAGCUCGAUCUUCUUGCUGCCAUCAAGGCUGACUUGCGUAUUAGCAAAGAUAACAAGGAUUUGGCAACCCAAGCCCUAAAUUUCAAGAUUCUCAACAUUAGCGAGCUUUUCAACAAUUACACCGAUCCAUUGGGUUAUUACAACCUUUCGUUGUUGAUCUUUAAAGUAUCAGAUUACAAGAACAGCGAUGACAUACUCAAAAGAUGGGAGCUUUUCUUUGAGCGGAUCCUCCACGAAUUCUUAACGGUGAAAGAAGCAAGAGUUGAACCUCUCUACAUUACCAUCACUAAUUUAUUCACACCCAUUGGGUUGCAAUUGUCUUCCAACGACACCGUGUUUCCGCUCGAUGAUUUAGUGAAGCUCAUUUGCAAAACCAUACGAAGUGCUAUUGAGGAAGAUUCCAUAACCCAAACUCCUCCACGAGGAGCACUUGUGGAUAUGUUUCUCAAGUGUGGAGUCAAGUGCGACCGGCUCUACUACUCUUUCCAGUCGUUAUUGGAGUACAACAGCUUUGAGGUUUAUUCCGGGUUCACAGACUACUUGAAGAAGAGUGAAAUGCCAUACUUGAUCAAGCGGUGGUAUCAAACAGACAAGACAUUGAAGGACGGCAUCUCGGACGAUAAGAUUAGAAAUCUCCAAGAGUAUGCACUCGAGACUGAUCCCGUGGCCCAAUUUUUGAGAGAGACGAGUUAA